UUUGACGAUGCGUCUCUUUGCUAGCAUUGCUCUGGUCAGCGGCGUCUCGGCAGUGUCACCACUUGUCGACCUCGAUUAUUCCACAUACGAGGGUACGGCACUGUGCAAUGGAAUCACUCAAUGGCUUGGAGUGAGGUUUGCUGCACCUCCGAUCGCAGAUUUGAGGUUCAAAGCACCGCGAGAUCCUGUUGUGACGAAUGCGACCCAAGAAGCGAAAGAGUUUGGGAAAUUAUGCAUGUCUACCGGAACCAGUCCGCCAGAUGACAGUUAUGAUGAGGAUUGUUUAUUCCUGAAUGUGUUUGCGCCUUCGAAUGCGACCAAGGAUUCUAAGCUGCCCGUUUACUUUUUCAUCCAAGGUGGAGGAUUCAACAGUCUGAGCAAUGCCAACUACAAUGGAUCCGGGAUUGUUACUGCAGGCAACUUCGACAUCAUUGUCGUCAGCAUAAACUACCGAGUUGGUCUUUAUGGCUUUCUAGCAGGUGAAGAAAUCAUGAAGAACGGUGGCACGACGAACAAUGGUCUCAGAGAUCAGCGCAAGGCCCUCGAGUGGACUCAGAAGUAUAUCAGUCAAUUUGGAGGAGAUCCUAAGCACGUCGUCAUGGGCGGUGAUUCAGCUGGUGCUCAAGCUGUGACGCUCCAGGUCACUGCUUUCGGAGGUAGAGACGAUGGAUUGUUUCAAGCCACUGCAGCAGAGUCUCAAUCUUUCUCUGCUCUUCGCACGGUCAAUGAAAGCCAAUUCGCAUACAACAAUCUGGUCAUCAGAACUGGCUGUACGAGUGAAAAUGACACUCUUGCAUGCCUCCGCAACCUCACAACCGCCCAGAUCCAAGCUGUGAACAUCAUCACUCCAUUCCCAGGCGCCCAGCAAAACCCGGCAUACCUAUACGGACCAGUCCUCGACUACGACUUCGUCAGCGACUAUACCCUGCGAGCCUACAAACAAGGCAAAUUCGUCAAAGUCCCAGCAAUCUACGGCGACGACACAGACGAAGGUCCCGCUUUCGCUCCCCGAAACACAUCCUCCUACGCCGAAGGCAACAUAUUCCUUCAAAACAACUUCCCAGCCUUCACCUUGGCCCAGCUAGGCCAAAUCCCAAAAUUUUACCCAGUCGAAGGCACCCCAACAUUUCCUAACUCCGGCCGCUUCUGGCGUCAAAUCGGCAACGCAUACGGUGAACUCCGCUACACCUGUCCAGGAAUCUACGUCAGCCAACAAGUCGCCGAUCACGGCGCAAAAUCUUGGAAUUAUCGUUGGAAUGUCAUUGAUCCGAAAGAUGCUGCCGAAGGACUUGGUGUCAGGCAUACCGUUGAGAUUCAGGCGAUUUGGGGAACGGAGAAUACUCAGGGUCAGGCUCCAGAUUCGUAUAAGCCGGGAGGAGUCAAUGCUGCUAUCGUGCCUGUGAUGCAAGGCUACUGGACGAGUUUUAUUCGGAGUUUUGAUCCGAAUAUGCAUCGCAAGGCUGGGACGCCGAGGUGGGAGCAGUGGGGAGAACAGCGGAGGCUGAUGUUUCAGACGAAUUAUACGAUGAUGGAGAGUGUGCCGCAGAAGCAGAAGGAGAGAUGUGGGUAUUUGAGUAGUAUUGGGGUUCAUUUGAUGCAGUAGACGGGAAUUCGUAGAACAUCUGACAGAAUUGUCAUGAGAUAUAUGAGAAUUGCUGUGGGCUUGACGAGAAUAGGAGUCCACUGACAAAGU
Molecule: messenger RNA, 1693 nt
Organism: Pseudocercospora fijiensis CIRAD86
Lineage: Eukaryota; Fungi; Ascomycota; Dothideomycetes; Mycosphaerellales; Mycosphaerellaceae
Exons: 2
Coding region: 8-1603 (531 amino acids)
Source: RefSeq, a predicted model, not a curated record